AUGAAACAACAUUCUGCUUCUGUUGAAACAUCAAAUAAAGCUGUCGUUGAUUCUGCUGAGACUGAAAAGACGAAACUCCAAGAGCUUCGGACUGGUCUUAAAUCUGACCAUGAAUCCUUUCAAGCCACUCUAUCAUCUCAGAUUUCUCAGCUUAAAGACGAACUUGUAAAGGAGAGUACCCUCAAGGAUUCCCUUACUCUCAAGACAGAAGAAGCCGAGCUGUUAAGUACCAAACUUGAAGCUUCAGAGAAACAGGUCAAUGAUUUGUUAUCUGAGAGGGUAGUCAUGCGAAGCUCUAUAACUGAUGUUACUGGCUUGCUCUCGAAUAUCAUUGAGACCAGGGACUCCAUGAUACCCAUCACCAUGCGUAAGCAUCUGGCUGAAGAGUUAAAGCCAGUCUUUGCCAUGCUUCACCGCCUUAAAGGUGUUUUUAAUCAACCCUUUAAUCCGAAACAAAGGGGAGAAAGUGUGACUGGGGGAUCAAGAAAAGAAAAUGUGGCUGGUGGAUCACGGAAGGAAGAACCUAAAGCUCCUGUCAAGCCUGUCAAGCCCAUUGUCAAGAAGGAACCAAAAGACAAGGAAACUCUGUUCCAUGAUGAUCCAAUUAUUGACAAUGAUAGCGAAGAAGAGAUCACUGAAGAAGAACUAAAAAGGCGAAAAGUCUGUGAAGCUGAAAUGGAUGAACAUCAGCAAAUCACCCGUGAAGCUGAAGAAAAGGAAAGGGCUGAAAAAGAAGCACAUGCUACUCUUCAGAGGAGUUUUCAUAUUCUCUCAGGUUGCAGUCGACUUGGAUUCGGGAAUUCUUCGUGGACGGGUGUUGGGAUGAAGAUUCGUCAGUUGGGACAAGUGUUAUGA
This is a messenger RNA of Lactuca virosa, 855 nucleotides long. NCBI's taxonomy places the organism in Eukaryota, Viridiplantae, Streptophyta, Magnoliopsida, Asterales, Asteraceae. The record is from the annotation of a GenBank genome assembly.